Molecule: messenger RNA, 946 nt
Organism: Hymenoscyphus albidus
Lineage: Eukaryota; Fungi; Ascomycota; Leotiomycetes; Helotiales; Helotiaceae
Source: the annotation of a GenBank genome assembly
AUGCCCCAUUUCUACGCUUUCAUGAGAAAAGUUGGCAUCGACCUGCUGCCAAGACAAUACAGGGAGUCCAAGGGAUUCCUUGAACAAUGGAUGUCGAAUAUGACCUCAAAAGCUGAUAGAGCGACUGACCAAAAACGGAGGAUGGAUGUUCCAUUGAAAUUAGCAGCUGAGCCGGUCAUUUACGAGGCAACAAAAGCCGCAGUAGAAGCUGAUUCUCCACACUUAAGUGAAGAAGCUAGGAAGAAGGUAGUUGCGAGUGAAAUGUUUAAUCACAUUUGUAAGCUUACUUAAGUCUUAAAUGACUGAUCCGGAUCCUCUGAAAUUAUGCUAACGAUGAUCAAGCUGCCUCGCGGGAGGUCUUAGGUAUGUUAGCGAGAGUAAACAUUGAUAGUCGCAUGCUAACAACUCGUUGGUUGGGAUAGGUUUGGUCCUCGGCUAUACUUUCUGGUACCUGGCACAGCAUCCCCACGCACAAAAAUGCAUUUGGGCAGAGCUUGAAGAAUACGACAUUGAUAUGACGAAUCCUGAACAGCUUGAUGUGGCCGAUCCAGCAAGCAGAUCAAGACCAAUAGAGCUAGACUCUUUGCCAUAUAUUAGAGCUGUCGUCGACGAGUCAUUACGCAUGCGUCCAAUCAGCAUACUUUUACCACGUAUUACACCGUCAGACAGAACUGUCUCCGUGGCAGGUGUUGAUAACAUCCCACCGGUAACGCGCAUCAAUGCUUUUCAGUGGUUUGUACACCGUGAUCCAAAUAGAUGGGAAAAUGCUCAAGAGUGGCAACCGGAGCGUUGGCUAGGACGCCGAGAAACAGACAAGAAAUCAUCUCGGGAGGAUGUGCUGUGGACCUUCCCCAGUGGUCCCAGAAUGUGCCUGGGUAAUAAUUGGACUUACUAUGGUAUGCUUCUUGGAGAGGACCAUAUGUGCUUCUAUGUCGAGACUCGCUAA